GGACUAACCGUCUUCAGCGUGCUUACGUCACUCUGAGAGGCGGGGUUACCGCCUUACAUCCGGAAGUCCAUUGAAGCCAAUGAAAGUUUGUUGUAAACAAAAGUUACCAGGCGGAGUGAUCUAAGCUAAAGUUAUUAACGUGUCCUUAUACUGUUAAAAUCUGUAAAACUCUGUAGUUUGCUCUCUGUUUUUACGACAGUCCAGACCGCGUUGAUGUGACGUUAGUUGCUUAGUUUCAACCUGCAGCUCAGUAACGUCCAUGCAGUCACAGAGGCUGCUAGGCUGCACAGUUUAGCGGGUUGUGUCCACUGAAAAGUGUCUCCAGAGUCACAGGCUGUGGAAAAACCCUGACAGCAUGACUUCCAAUCAAAAGGAAGCUUCUUUGGGAUCCCUGCGAAACCCUGAUCUAAGCUCUGUCCUGUCAUCAUGUGAGCCAGAACUGCAGGAGCUGAUGAGACAGAUUGACAUCAUGAUCAGUAAUCAGAGGAGGGAGUGGGAGGCUGAGAUGCAGGCCAUGGAGCUGAGGCUGAAAAAUGGGGAAGAGGAGCUGUCUUCCUCCAGGAAUCUACUUGAACGGAAGGACUUAGAGAUCCAAUUACUCCACAAGCAGCUGGAAGAAGUCCAGACUGGGCGACCAGAGCUCGUAAACAAGUACGAACAGCAACUGCAUAAAGUUCUGGAAGAGUUGAAUAAGUUAAAGAGAAGUUAUCACAAGCUCCAACAGAAGCGACUCAAGGAGACCAACGGAGGAGCGAAGACUAAAGAGAGUGAUCGUUCAGAGGUGACCCGACUCAGUGAAAAGAUGCAGGAAUAUCACCAGCGCUCUGUGGAGUGGGAGCAGCGGAACAUCCAGCACCAGAAACAGCUCAGAGCUCUGGAGGUCCAAAAUAAGAGUCUGAUUGAUGAGCUCACGCAGUUGAAAUCCCGGUCAGCACUGAUGGAAAUGGAGAGAGGUCACAGGGAGUGCUGCCUACAGGUGCAGCACCUGCGUAGUGAGCUGGAGAAGGCCCAGGACAGUCUGCACUCACAGGAGCUGGAACUGGAACACCUCAGACCCCUGGAGACACAGCUGGGAGUGUACCAGAGGGAGCAGGAGGCUAGAAGAAUGGUUUUUUCAGAGGAGAGGGAGGAACUCCACGCCACGCUGGACUCUCAGGACACAUGUAUGAGAAGAGCCAGCCAGGAGCGCCAAAGACUCUUUAAUGAAACCGCCCGGCUCAAACAAGUGCUGCAAGCUAAAGAUCACGUCAUCUGCUCUCUGGAGGACUGUGUGUCUCAGAGCUGUCCUGGUGUGGAGACGCUCAGGAAAGAUCUGGAGAAGACUGUCACCAAGCUCCACAGUGCACAAGCAUGUGAGGUUCAUCUGAACGCUGAACUGGCCUGUCUCAGAGAGAGACUAGAGAGGACGACCCAGCAGAAAGCAGACCAAUCAAAGAUGGAAGAACUGAGGAGCAUGAAAGCAGAAUAUGACUCUUCUGUUGCUGAACUGAAAAAGCUUAGAGAGGACCUGCACAGGGCAAAGCAGAUGCACAGCAGUGAGGUGGAGGGGAUGAGGAAGGAGGUGUCGAAGCUGACCUCAGAGCUGCAUCAACGUGACGUCACCAUCAACACACUCAACAGCUCAUCGUCCAGCGUCAGGCAGCAGCUUCGUGGAGAGGUGGAGCGGGCAGAGCAGAGGGCGGAUGAGCUCAGGAUGACUCAGACACAGCUGGAGACCUCUCAAUCAGAGAACCAGCACCUGAAGGAGCAGCUGCAGAGACUCGACUCUCAGUCACCAAAGAGGGGGGAUUCCUCGCUUGCGUCCCUGAGGGAGAGCUAUGUGUCCUCUCUGAGCACCCUGGAACAAGAGAAUCGACAGCUCAGGCAGGCGCUGGAUGACAUUCACACCCGACAUGAGGUCUCCAGACAGAAUGAACAAGCUCAGCUCAGCCCUGUCAUGACCAACCGACCACUCCCUGCUCAGGACAGCCAUGAAGAUGUCAGUCAUCAGAAACACAGAGAAGAACACACAACGCAAUCAGAAGCUCAGAUCCAGAAACUCUUUAAGCAGCUGAACACAGUGUCCCAUUCCUCCAGACAGCAUCGCUGCAGCCAGGAUCAAGACAGCAGGCCCCAGUCUUCAGCAUCCUCCUCCUCUUCCUCCUCCAGAUGCUCCAGACUCCACAGGAUGAACUCAGCACCAGGUUCAAAUGAAUCUGCUGCUGAGGGACAAAGCUUCAGCUCUGAAGACUCUGUGUCAUCAGUGUCCAGAGAAAAAAUCCCCCGCAGAUCCACGGAGUCCAUGUCGGUGUCUCCUGCAUACGGCAUGGUGUCUCGUUUCAUGGAGGAUGAGAACUUGCGUUGCGAGGAGCUGAUCCAAAUGUUAGACACCCACAUCCAGGUCAUGACCGAAAACAACGUCAGGACAGUCUCAAAGUACCUGCCAGGUGACUCGGGGCUGGAGGCCGCUCAGACUUCUGCACAGACUGGUUAGGGAUCCAGCACGGUGGAAUAAAGAUGAGAAAAGUGCCUCAGACAGCAGGGACAAAGGCCGAAGUCUUGUUGCUUCAUUGUCCUUUAACUUCAAAGACUCAAUGUCUUUUUUUUAAACAGUAGAAGUGUUAAAGCUCAGCAGGGCAGCACGAUGCAAUAACACAAGUGUUUUAUACAUGCUGCAAAAAGAAAUGAUUCUGAUGCAAGAACUCCUGUGAGCUUUCAACAUGAACAAGUGCUAUCACGACACAGCAAACCACAUCUACUCUGUCCCCACAGUGAAUAUAGUUUUAGCCCCAACAGCAUUUUUUUAUUCUCAAUCCAUGAAAUUAGGUUUUAUUUUUCUGUGUGGAGGCAGAACUUGUUUUCAGAAGAGGAACUUUUGUCGUUCAGUCUAUUUCAAAGAACAGGUGUCGACAUCCAUGACUGAUUCAACUAUUAUUAUUAUGAUGAUGGCCCUUA
Molecule: messenger RNA, 2934 nt
Organism: Notolabrus celidotus (New Zealand spotty)
Lineage: Eukaryota; Metazoa; Chordata; Actinopteri; Labriformes; Labridae
Gene: cep63
Product: centrosomal protein 63
Exons: 14
Coding region: 356-2473 (705 amino acids)
Biological process (GO): centriole replication; de novo centriole assembly involved in multi-ciliated epithelial cell differentiation
Cellular component (GO): centriole
Source: RefSeq, a predicted model, not a curated record